AUGAUACCUGGAGGCUUAACAGAAGCGAGACCUGCCACUGCAGAAAUCCAGGCAAUUGCUAUUCAGGUUAAGCCACAGCUUGAAGAACAAACCAAUAGGACUUAUGAAGAAUUUGAAGCUGUAGAGUAUAAAAGUCAAGUGGUUGCUGGACUAAAUUACUUCAUUAAGGUAAAAAUAGGUGAUAAUACUUAUAUUCACCUGAAGAUAUUUGAAAGUCUGCCUGCAGAAAAUCAGCCUUUGACACUUACUGGUUACCAGACUGGCAAAAGCAAGCAUGAUGAGCUGAAGGGCUUUUAA
Molecule: messenger RNA, 297 nt
Organism: Trichechus manatus latirostris (Florida manatee)
Lineage: Eukaryota; Metazoa; Chordata; Mammalia; Sirenia; Trichechidae
Gene: CSTA
Product: cystatin A
Exons: 3
Coding region: 1-297 (98 amino acids)
Cellular component (GO): cytosol
Molecular function (GO): cysteine-type endopeptidase inhibitor activity
Source: RefSeq, a predicted model, not a curated record